UCUCCACGCCCUGCCCGUUGUCCAUGGCCGUGGAGAGCCCGAGUGUCCCCCCCGCCGCCGCCGCUUCCCCCCCCAGCCCGCACUGCACCCCCCCUUCUCCGUCCUGCCACGGCAGCUGCAGCCUCCCCCGGCCGCCGCCGCCGCUCCAAGGGCACCAUCACGGCCCGGACGAAAGGGAGGAUGGCGAGCUGGAGGAGGGCGAGCUGGAGGAGGACGACGGCGCCGAGGAGGCUCCGGAGCGCUCCCGCUCCCGUUCCCGAUCCCAAUCCCGCUCCCAGUCCCGCUCCCAAUCCCGGCGGGAGCGGCGCCGCAGCGGCUCCGAGGACGAGAAGGGGCAGCGGCGCCUGAAGCGCAAACGCCGCAAGGAGCGCGACAAGGACAAGCGCAGGGCCAAGAAAAAGAGGAAAUCCAAGCACAAGCGGCACGCUUCGUCCAGCGAGGAAUUCUCGGAUUUCAGCGACGACUCCGAGUUCAGCCCCGGGGAGAAGGGACACCGGAAAUACCGGGAAUACAGCCCCGCCUACCCCGUGAGUUCAGCUGGGAAUACUGGGAAUAAAAACCGGGAAUUACCGGGAAUUACUGGGAAUAAAUACCGGGAAUACAGCCCUGCUUAUCCCCAUUCCCAGGCUCCGCGGCAGAGCCGCUCCAGGCCCGAUUCCCGCGGCUACGGCUUCGAGGAUCCCGAGGCCUUCGGCCCCAACGAGGAGGAGGAGGAGGCCAAGGACGGCUACGGAGACUUCGGAGCGGAGCUGAGCCCCUUCCGGCGCGGCAGGGAGCACGGCCAGAGGGCCAGGGGCCGGGGCCGGGCCCGCGGGUUCCGCGCUCGGGGCCGGGGCCGGGGCCGGGGGCUGGGCCGGGGCCGGGGCCGCGCCCGCAGCGACCCCGAGGAUGAGGAGGAGCCCUUCGAGGAGGAGAUGGAGUACUGCGAUCCCGAGGAGCCGCUGGGCGACGACGACUUCGACGACUACGCCAAGGAAUUGUCUCAGUACCGGCGCAGCAAGGAGAGGGGCCGGGGCCUGAGCCGAGGCCGGGGCCGGGCUCCGCGGGGCCGGGGCAGCAAAGGUCCCGGCCGGGGCCGCGGGAGAGGCCGGAGCGGGAUGGGAAAAUCCGGGAUCAACGACGACGACGACUUCUACGACGAGGAGCUGGGGGACGGGGGCGGAUACCGGCGGGGGGAGCACGACAAGCCUCACCUGCCGGCCGACAAGAAGGGCAAGGUCAUCUGCAAGUACUUCGUGGAGGGCAGGUGCACCUGGGGCGAUCACUGUAACUUCAGUCACGACAUUGAGCUGCCCAAGAAGCGCGAGCUGUGCAAGUUCUACAUCACAGGUUACUGCGCCCGCGCCGACAGCUGUCCCUACAUGCACGGGGAUUUCCCGUGCAAGCUGUUCCACACCACCGGGCUCUGCAUCAACGGCGACGACUGCAUGUUCUCCCACGCGCCCCUGACCGACGAGAGCCGGCAGCUGCUCGACAAGGAUUACGGCUCCUACGAGGCGGCCGAGGGGCCGGGGGGGGAUCCCCUGUUCCCGGAGGAUUCCCUGGAUGCCGAGGGCGCUGCGGGGAUGGGCGGGAUCGCCGGGAUCCCGGAAUUCCUGCCCUCGGCGCAGCGCGCGCUGUUCCUGCGCAUCCGGCACAAGCAGCGGGCGCAGGACGAGCGCGGCCGGAGAGCGGCCGAGGGCGGCCGGAGCGACAGGGAGCACGAGGAGGGCGACCCCGGCAAUUGGUACUCGAGCGACGAAGACGACGGCGGCAGCAGCGUCACCUCCAUCCUCAAAUCCCUGCGCCAGCAGAGCUCCGGCCGAUCCCAAAACCCCUCCGGAGACCCCCCCAGCGACCCCCGGCUCCAGAGACCCCCCCGUCCCUCCGACCCCCGGCUCCGGGACCCCCGGCUGGCCCGGAAUUCCGAGCCCCCCGCUUCGGAUCAUCCCUCGGAUCCUCGGCUGGCUCGGCACGGCGGCGGCGGCGGCGGCGGCGGCGGCGCUCCCCCUGCCCAGAAAGCGGCGGAGGAUGAGGAUGGGGAGCGGGUCCUGCGGGAUAAAGCCCUGAGCAUCCCGCUGGACGCCGUUCCCGGUUAUUCCCAGCGGGAUCCGCGCUGCCAGCUCCAGCAGUUCUCCCACAUCCGCAAGGACGUGGUGCUGAUCCGUCCUCCCUUCGCUCGCUCCGUGCUCUGGAGCCCCGAGGAUCUCAUCCCGCUCCCCGUCCCCAAGCAGGAUCCCGUUCCCGUUCCUCCUCCUCCUCCUCCUCCCGCCGACCCUCGGGUGCUCCGGCCGCCCUCGGACCCUCGGACGCCUCGUCCGGCUUCAUCCGAAUCCUCCUCCUCAUCCUCCUCCUCCUCCUCCUCCUCCUCCUCCUCGGCUCUUCCCAACUUCGAGCUCCUCUCCCGGAUCCUCAAAAGCGUCGCGUCCUCCUCGUCCGGGGACAAACCCAGCGACCCCCGCGUCCGGAAAGCCCCCAGCGACCCCCGGCUCCAGAAAUCCUCGGAGUGCGGCGACUCCCGGCUCCAGAAAUCCCCGGAGCGCGGCGACUCCCGGCUCCAGAAAUCCCCGGAGCGCGGCGAUUCCCGAGCCGAACCCGAUCCCGGCCCGGCCAUCGCUCCCUACGACCCCCGGCUGAGCUGGGGAGGCUCCGGCCAGAGCAGCGUCCUGAGCGCCAUCAGCCUUUACGACCCUCGGACUUGCAGCUCGUCCAAAGAACCCCAAAACGAUGGGAAUCCGUCCCAAAAAAAUCCCGGGGAAGGGGGGAGGAAAUGCCCCAAGGAUCCGCCCUUCGUGCGGCGCUCGGCGCUGGAACAGGCGGAGGAGAGGGCGGAGAGCUCGGACAGGUACAACAGCUACAACCGGCCGCGAGGCGCCAAAAUUGGGGAGGGGGUUUUUGGGGCGGGGGUCUCUCACAACCCCCCCGUGCCCCCCGUGUUUGGGGUGAGCCCCGGGAGGGACGAGGACGGGGAUAAAUCGCUCAAGGACGUCUUCAAAGGCUUCGACCCCACGGCGUCGCCGUUCUGUCAGUGA
Messenger RNA from Pseudopodoces humilis (Tibetan ground-tit), 3011 nucleotides. NCBI's taxonomy places the organism in Eukaryota, Metazoa, Chordata, Aves, Passeriformes, Paridae. The record is from RefSeq and is a predicted model, not a curated record.